This is a messenger RNA of Populus euphratica (Euphrates poplar), 1559 nucleotides long. Its product is annotated as 3-oxoacyl-[acyl-carrier-protein] reductase 4-like. Lineage: Eukaryota; Viridiplantae; Streptophyta; Magnoliopsida; Malpighiales; Salicaceae. The coding region runs from base 198 to 1172 and encodes 324 amino acids. Gene Ontology annotation, biological process: fatty acid biosynthetic process. Gene Ontology annotation, molecular function: NAD binding; 3-oxoacyl-[acyl-carrier-protein] reductase (NADPH) activity. The transcript has 11 exons. The record is from RefSeq and is a predicted model, not a curated record.
CAAAAUCUACGUGGAGUGUAUCGCCGCUAAUAACAGUUCCGGAGCUAACAAAGCGAAGCACCAGCUACAUACAACCUAUCAAUUUUCUUUUCCUAUAAAAAGCAAAGCAAAUCGUCGUGGUUUCUCUGGCUCUCCUCUUCCCUUCCACUUCCUCCUCCUCCUCCUCGUCUAUUCUAAGGAGACACUUUGUACCUCUCAUGGCUGCUGCAGCUUCUCUCGCCGGAUCCAAUGUCGUCGCCUACAGAUCCCCCGCUCCUUUCCCCACCUCCGCUGAUACAAAAAUCGCUCACCUUCGCCCUUUCUCUCCAGUUUCCGCUGGAGUCGGACCUGGCAUUUCUCUCCAGUGUAGAUCGAGGAGCUCAUUUGCUUCUUCUGGUGUAAGAGCUCAGGUUGCGACUUCUGAAAAAGCGAGCGCACAGGCGGCACAGAAGGUGGAAUCGCCGGUAGUGGUAGUGACUGGAGCCUCUAGAGGUAUUGGCAAAGCAAUUGCUCUGUCUUUGGGAAAAGCAGGUUGCAAGGUCUUGGUUAAUUAUGCUAGGUCUUCAAAGGAAGCCGAGGAGGUUUCCAAAGAGAUUGAGGCUUAUGGUGGCCAGGCCCUCACUUUUGGGGGUGAUGUUUCAAAAGAGGCUGAUGUGGAAUCAAUGAUGAAAACUGCUGUUGAUGCAUGGGGAACCGUUGAUAUACUGAUAAAUAAUGCAGGAAUUACACGGGAUACAUUGCUGAUGAGAAUGAAGAAAUCUCAGUGGCAGGAUGUUAUUGAUCUGAAUCUCACUGGUGUAUUCCUUUGCACACAGGCAGCAGCCAAAAUUAUGAUGAAAAAGAGAAAGGGAAGGAUUAUUAACAUAGCAUCAGUUGUUGGUUUGGUUGGCAAUGUCGGGCAAGCCAACUAUAGUGCUGCAAAGGCAGGAGUUAUUGGCCUGACAAAGACUGUUGCAAAGGAAUAUGCAAGCAGAAACAUUAAUGUAAAUGCUGUGGCCCCAGGAUUCAUUGCAUCUGAUAUGACUGCCAAGCUUGGAGAUGAUAUUGAAAAGAAAAUCUUGGAAACGAUCCCUUUGGGACGUUAUGGCCAACCAGAAGAGGUUGCAGGACUAGUGGAAUUCCUGGCUCUUAAUCCCGCCUCCAGUUACAUCACUGGACAGGUGUUCACUAUUGAUGGAGGAAUGGUAAUGUAAGUGACGUGCCAUGUCUGGUUAAACCCCGAGAUUCAAAGUUCAUGCUGGUGCUCUUCGAACUGCAUGUCAAGUCAGGGUUUUGGCCAGCUUGGGCAAGACAGUUUUUAGCAUAACAUAACGUAUAAUAAAUGACCACCCAGGACAAGUUUUGAUAGAAGCAUUUCUGAAACGGUAGAAGAGAGAUGCGGCUGUUUUUCUAGGCUUUGGUUGGCAUAUGGAAAAGUAAUUGAUUGCUGUGUGGUAUUAGUAAGAAAAUGGUGUUCAUGUAAAAAUCGCUUCUUAUCAGGACGAGCUUCUCCAUGAUUCUUUUCUAUUUCAGAGAAAAUGAAAGUAUCUUUGAUGUCGUUCUGUUUUGUAAUGGGCGGGCUAUAAUCUGGAAGGAAAAAG